GGGCCGUGUGCGGGGCCGGUGUGCGGGUGUGCCAUUGCACACUUCCUGCGGUGCGGGGCACCGGGAGCCGGUUUCCGGUGGCUGACAGGAGCUGGAGCCCACAGCUGCCUCCUCCGGCGCGGAGUACCACACACCCCGCACACACCGCGGGAAAGGAGGAGGAGGAGGAGGAGGAGGAGGAGGGGGAGGAGGGAGCGGAGCAGCCCCCCCGCCGCAGCCCCCGAGCGAUAUCGCGGUAACCCCCCCAUGCGAUACGGGCGGUGCAGCGCAGCCUCUCCGCCCCGCGCUCCCCGGACAGGCACCUGCAGGAAAGGAGCAAGCAUGAGCUUGGCAACAUGCGACCAUGAGUGCCAGGACCGUGUGAUCUGAAUUGCGUCUUCCACUGACUUCCCAGCACCGAGGUGUUGUUGAUCCUGUGCUAUGGAGGACUGCCUUCACACCUCCUCCGAAAACCUCUCCAAGCUGGUGAGCUGGGCCCACAGCCAUGGGACCAUCUGCAGCCUCAUCCCCAACCUCAAGCACCUGCUUUCCGAGGGGGCCCAUGGCAACCUGACGGCCAUGUGGGGCUGUAGUGCUGGCCAUGCCUACCACUGGCCCCUGGCUGCCACUUGCCGGGCUGGCUCCCAGGAGCGUGUCUGCUUCCAGGACAGCCGCAGCUUCAACUCGGACAGUCCCAGCAUGCUGGGUGUGCCAUCAGAGGCACAGGCCAGCCCCCUGGAGCGCUACCCGGGUCGGACGGGGAAGACCAAGCUGGAUUGCACCCGCACUCGCGACUCCUGCGACUUCUCCUAUUGCAGCGAGCCAUCGGAGCUGGGUGAGCCUGUGGAGGAGUACGAGGAUGAGGCCACUCUCUUCGACAUGGUCUGUGAGUCCUCUGUCACCGACGAGGACAGCGACUUUGAGCCGCACCCCCACCGUGCCCCCGCCGGUCCCCGCAAGCGUCCGGCUGCCGGGCUGCCCACGGCUGCCCAAGCGCAGCCUGCUGAUGAGGGCAGCAGUGACGUGCUCCUCAAGAAGAUAAAGCAGGAGCUCCCUGAGGACUACUAUAUAGUGGCCAAUGCUGAGCUGACUGCCGGUGCCGACGGGCCGGCCCUGGCCCUGACGCAGAUGUCCAAGCCCAAGCCACAGCCCCCAGCCGGCCCCUCCUGCCUGGUACCCACCAGAGCUGUGCCCCAGCCUGUCGCCGGCCCCGACCCCGACCCCCAGCGCCUCUGCUCCUCCCCGCCCGGCCUGCCCCGCAUGGCCCCACAGCGGCCACCCCGGGGACCCCUGGCCUCCCCAGCACGGGGGGCAGGCAGUGGCCCUGUGGCUGCCCUGCAAGUGCCAGCCACCAGCUCCAAUGCCACCACCACCACUGGGAAACCCAUCAGCAUCCCCCUCUCAGCGCUGCAGCUGCCUGGUCAAGAGGAGCCACCGGCCGCUGAGGAGACUCUCCCAUCUGUCCCACAGCUGACUCCAGGUGGUGAGGUGGCUGGCUCGCCCUCGGUGAGUGCUGAGCCUGAGGUCAGCUCCAGCCAGCAACAGUCCCAUGCCGUGCCCACCACCACUCCCGAGGCAGUGGUGCAGUUGAUGCCAGACCAGGAUGAGAGAGCAGCAGAGCUCAGCAGAGAGCAGAAUGAGAAGACCAUUCGCAGCACGCAGACAGCUCUCCGCAAUUUCCGAGAGUUCCUCAUCUCCAAGUACCCCUCUGAGACCCGUGAGAUCUAUGUCAUUCCCUGCAAAGAGCUUGAUGCCUACCUUGCUUCCUUCUUUGUGGAUGCCAGACAAAAGGAUGGGUCUGAAUACGAGCCAAACAGUCUGGCCAACUAUCAGUGUGGACUGGAGCGGUAUCUCAAAGAGCACAGGUAUGGAUACAGUAUUACGAGGGAUAAGGAGUUCAAGAGGUCCCAGGAAGCUCUAAAGCAAAAGCAGAUAGAGCUGAGGUGUAAAGGAAAAGGAAACAAGCCACACAAAUCCAUGAAGCUCACCUUUGCUGAUGAGCUUAUCCUGCGCAAAAGAGGCUUGUUGAGCCGGUACAAUCCUGAGGGGCUGCUGAACCUAGUGUGGCUAAACAACACUAAGGCCUUUGGACACUGCACAGGUUUCCACGGGUCUACCCUCAAGUGGGGAGACAUCCGGCUGCGGGUGACAGAGACUGGGUUGGAGUACCUGGAGUGGAUGGGGCCAGACAACGGAGACGUCAGUGCCAAGAACAAGAGAGGUGGGACAGACUCCCGGGUGUAUGCCACACAGCACUCCCCCCAGACCUGCCCCGUGCAGGACUACAAGGAGUAUGCCCAGAGGCGCCCUCCGGCCAUGCGCUACGAGGAUGCGCCUUUUUACCUGUCCAUCAAACCCGUCGUCAACUUGGCCGCGCUUCACUGGUACAACUGCCAAGCCCUCGGGAAAAACAAGCUUGCCAAGAUGGUAAAGACGAUGUGUGAGAAAGGCAACAUCCCCGGCCGGAAGACCAACUUCAGUGUCUACCAGAGCUGUAGCACCCUCUCAGAAGCACAGAGCAACCAGCUGGUGCUGAUCUGCAAUAACUUGAGCCAGCAGGCGGCCCAGUCCAUGGCAAGCCACUCUAAUACUGGCAACUUCAUAGUGUCAGCAUCCUAUGACUCUUCAUCUGACACGGCCUGAAAGAGGGAUAUGACCUGAACACUUUUUUCUUUUCCUUUUUGUUUCAAACAUUGAAUUUGUGCUCAAUAAUACACAUCAACUGUGAUUGUACACUAUUCCCCCCCCGUAGCCCUCUCUCCAGUGUUAAAUCACUUUAUAAGAAUAUAUAAAUAUAUAAUAUAUUUUUCUUUUUGCAAAUAAGUCAACAGAAAUAGUUUAGUAUUACUAACAUAGUAUUUAUAGUGUUAAUACAAAAAUGAAAGGUACUUAUGGAUUCUAAUAUAAAUGCAGAUUUUAAAAGGAUAAAAAUGGUUCUCAGGCAACACAAGAUAGACUGAAAAUACCCUCUGAAAAUACCGUUUUUAACAUACAUAUAUUAGUGAGUGUAAAUCCCCAGAGAGGCUUACGUAGCAAUUCUGUUUCAAAGCAUUUUUUCAACUUGGUAUUUUAACAUGGCCUCCCACUGUGGAGGAGACAGACUUUACACUGGCUGCUGCUUCUUACCUGCUGGCUUAUUCUUGAUCAGCAAGACCAAGAAAUAAGAAAUACAUCAAUGUAAGUUCACAAAACCAUUUACAGCAUUUUUUGUUUGGUUUUUAUUAUGUUUUCUGAGGCUCAUUUGUGCUAAAAAAAUCCUGAAGUCAGCUAAAAGCUAUUUUUAACUUUUGUUUUUGUUGAUUUUUUUUUUUGAUCAGAAAUGUUGCUAGUUUUUAGACUAAAAAGUGUUGUUCUCAACAAUAUGCAAAAGUAUAAUGACAAAACCACUGUCAUACACAUCAUUUUAUCUCUCUAGGCAUAGGUUGUUAGUAUUUUGUCACUGUGUGUACAUAACAUAAAAUCUAUUGACUCAGAGCAGUCUUUCAGUAUUCUGGGAAAUGAAACAGUGCAGAAAAAUCUGCAGUCUUAUCCCAAACUGUACAGAAAAAUCGCAUCAAAUAUGUCUUUAGCCAUCAUUUGAAAUCCACCAAACAAAAGAGAGUGGGACAAUAAUUUCUACAGAAUUAAAAAUUUUUAUAGAGAAUUUAAAAGCUGGCUAGUUUUAAGAGCUGAAAUACAGAUUUAAAUUGGCUACACAUCAUCUAUUUCCAUUGCAGACAAUGUAAAAUGUGCAUAUGAAUCUGAAGGCAGAAUUUGGUCCUUAAAGCCUUGAAAUAAUGAGUGCUGCUGUUCCAACAUCUGACUUUGCAAUAUGAUUAUUAUUCUCCAAGUAUGGGCAAAAUACUAACAAAUUCACUAUUUCAGUGAAUGAUUAUAAUUCUUGACCUUUAAAAUUAUGAAUGGUACUUUUCAAGUAAUUAAGCUUAAGUUUAAGUUCCACAAGGAUGUGCUAGGGCUAUGAUGAGGCUUUAGACAAGUCUGCUGGGGUGAUCUGCCUGCUGAAGUCAAUGAAAGAGUCACCCUCAGCUGACUUCCCCUGGGUGUUGGAUCAAACUAUUACUGAGGGGUUUUCUUGUUUUGAGAUUCCUAAUUGUUGUGUUUCUUUAUGUUUGUUUGUCUUUAUUUCUUCACAUUCCUGCAUAUCCUUCAUAUUCUUUAGAUCUGCAACUGUGCAAUGACUUUAAUCAUCACUAAUUCCAAAGAAAAGGUGAAACAAAAGUAGCAAAUAGAAAUAACCCACCUGGCACCUAAAACCUCUUUUCUGUGUUGCUAGGAUGAAAUGUUCCUGUGUGUGAGGGAGGCGGCAGAAUGUCUGCACCUCACUUAAGCCUUACUGAAGGUCUGAUCUGGGGAUGAAAUAGGUAGCAGAUGUGCCACUGGAAAGUCUUAAGUGCAGAGAUUUCCACUAUAAUAAGUAUCUGUCCUCCCAGGAAGCUUUGUGCGGGUGACACAACCUGGCUCUUAUCUCUUUGUUCUCCACGUGUAGCAGGGCUGGUACAAAGUCUGGGCUUCCUAUAUGCCAGCUGUCCUGGAGUCUCGGCAUGCCAUGGCAGUGUAACCCCCAGCUCUACAGCCUCCCAUUUGCUGGUCACUGUCUCUUGGGGCUGUAGGGUAGGCAGUGGACUGGUGGGCACAAGCAGUCACUCAUAUUGCAGAGCCAUCAUUUUGUAAGUUGGUUUUGGAAUUUGAGACCAAAUUAUGACACUACUGAAGUGACUGCAAGCUGUGUCCGUGAUUUUCAGUGCCAUGGCAACUCUGACUUGUAUGUAAAGGAGACAGAAGCACAAAAAGGCUUAAGGUGAAGGACAGCUGUCCAGUUUCCAGAUGAGGUGAGACAUCUGAUUGCUGUUUGCACUGCCUUGCCUUUCCACAGCAGUGCUUUUAAUGUGAUACAGAUAAAAAUAGUUUUACAAGGCCUGUGCUGCUCUCUGUGGAAUUUCUGUGCUGUUUUCCACUGAGGACUCAUGCAGCUGCUUAAUAUGUGCUGGAGUGCAGAAAAUCCCAUGCCAGGGAGCUCUCUAGGGAUGCCAGGUGAGAGUUCAACCACGGAGCCUGCCUCUAGGAAAGUCUGGUCUCUGUUUCUCCCCCAUUGGCACUCAUCUCAACACUUCCAGUGGCAGCUAUUGCAGGAUAUGACCCACUUCCCUACAUUUCCUUUCCUGUUCUGCAAUAUGGGGAUGGGCAUCAGCUGGCCUUGGUGGAACAGCAGAUCUCCACUUCCCACCUCUCCUCCCCUGCCCAACAGCCCCGCUUCACUCCGAGGAGCAGAUCACAGGCUGUGCAUGGGCUAUACUACAAGCAGACCUUUGAAGUGCUACUUCACAUCAGUGCUGAAAUUCAGCCCCAACACAGACCUCAGAAGAAAGAAGACUGGCACUGUUGAGUCUUGAACAGGAAGGUCAUAAGAAGCAUUUCCUAUGACUUUGUAAUUCCACAUGCUGCCGAAGUUGUUGAUUACCAGAGUAUUAGGAUGGUUUGUGCUGAUGUCCAGGACAUGCACUGGGUGAGGCAAUGUCUCUAAUACCCUUGACUUAGGAGGGCACAUCAGCAGCCUUUUCUUGUCUGUUUGGGGGAUAACCUGUGGAGUAUCUGUGCUUAUUGUGAUAGUCUUGAUAUUAUCACAAGGAAGGCCGAGGCCCAACUGGAAUUGAAUCUGGCCAAGGAUUUCGAUGGCUUGAAGGGCUUCUUCAAAUAAAUCAAAAACAAAAGGAAAACUAAGGAUAAUGUGGGCUCGUUAAUAAAUAGAGGGGUCACCUUGAUAACAGAGGACACAAGUUACUGAACACCACCUUCAUGUUGGUCUUCACUGACUGACAAGACCAGCCCUCAGGAAUCUCUAACCCAGGAUACCAGGGUAAAGGAAUGUUGGAAGUCAAGGAGGAUUGGGUCAGAGAACACCUAAUCAAACUUGACGUCCAAAGUCCAUGGGCCCUAAUGGAAUACAUCCAUGAGUGCUGAGAGACCUCACUGUGCAGCCCUUCUGAAGGAUCUCGACAGGGUGGAGAGAUGGGCAGAGAUGAACUGUCUGAACUUCAACCAAGGCAAAGACAGGGUCCUCACCUGGGGAAGAAUAACCCUACACACCAGCACAGGCUGGGGGAUGACCUGCUGGAAAGCAGCUCUGUGGAGAAGGACCUGGGGGUCCUGGUGGACAUGUAGGUGUCCAUGAGCCAGCAGUGUGUCCUUGUGGCCAAACAGGCCAGUGGUAUCUUAGGGAGCAAUAGGAAGAGUAUUGCCAGCAGGCUGAGGGAGGUGAUCCAGCUCCCCUGCUCAGCCCUGGUGAGGCCUGACCUGGAGUGCUGUGUCCAGUUCUGGGCCCCUCAGUACUCCUGGAGCAGGUCCAAUGGAGGACAACAAAGAUGAUUAAGGGACUGGAGUAUCUCUCUGACCACACACUGGGACAGAUUGCCCAGAGAGGUUGUGGGCUCUCCCUCACUGGAGAUGCCCAAGAACUAUCUGGGCACAAUUCUGUGCUAUGUGCUCUAGGAUGGCCCUGCUUGAGCAGGCAGGUUGAACCAGGUGACCCGCUGUGGUCUCUUCCAACCUGACCCAUUCUGUGAUUCUGUGAUUAUAGAAGUUUUUUCUGCUUUGUGGUAUGUCUUGUAAUUCCAACUUACGAUUAGUGCUGAUUGCAGAUUGCCUGGCAGAUUUGGAUGGGGCAGCUCCACAUAGACUGCUUGUUAAAGAAGUUAAACAUAUAUGGCCAGGAUAUGAUACUCAAGUAGUAUUAUAGUCCAAAAAUAAAUGUAUUAGCUUUUAAGGGCAUGUAAUGCAACAUAUAUUCAGUCUUCAUUUGUGGACAGUUACAAGGAAUUGAGUGACCACAGCUUAUUUAAUUACCAUUUGUAUUAAGGCCCUGAAAGGUUGUUAACUCAUUGGGAGGGAGACUUAAAAUUUAAACCACUCUUGUGGUUUUGUCUCAUACGUGUAGAAGAGUAGAUGUCAUAGGUGCUGCAGCUUAGCUGACAGGGGACAACUCAGUUGCUUGUAAUUAUCUUCCAGUACUCCAACUGAGGGUAUCACACCUGUUCCAGCAGCAAAUUGCAAGCUCAUGACAACGGUGUGCAGCUUCCAUGGUGCUAAGACAGAGCAACAUGGCCAGGGGCUGUUGCUGCCAACUCUUACCAGCAUUCCCCUCUGCCUAAAUGAAGGACUGGGGUCUUCUACCAUGGCUCUUGAUGCUGAGUACCUUUGACCAUGAAAUCAAGGGCAGCUGGCAAAGCACCGUCCUGCCCCUGUCCAGCACAGGCCACAGAUGGUGGUUGGGUGCGGUGGCUGCAGUGAGGCACUGCAGGUGGCUGGCUGCAUUCCUGGCUACAUCAUACUCUGAAGUAAAAGCUGAGCUUUUGCCCAGCUGUAAGACUGUGAUUUCCUGGAGCUGGGGGUAGCUGGCUCCAAAAGGGGGCUUGCUUUUCUCCUUUCUUUUUCCUUUCUUUUUUUUGUGCCACUCACCUUUCUUUUACCUGGUGUUAGAGCUCUUCAGGGAGUGAUUUCAAUUCAGUAGCCCAGCAGAAAACACAGCAAAAAAAGGGGGAAGUCAUAUAAUUUUCUGCCGACAUACUGAGUUGGAUCUAGUCAAAAACAGGUGCAAAGCCAAUUGGGGAGGCAGAGGAUGGUGUUCACCUGCCAGCAUCAUAGAGUCAUUGGCCUGGCUCGGCUACUGCAUCCCAUUGGAAACCCAUCAAAAGGAUAAUGCAGAUUGAGACUCUUCUGAGUUAUUUACAGAUGUAUUUGAUGCCUUGUGAACUAUCUACAAGCUUCUGGGAGAUUUGCUUAGUGCUACCAAGAGCAAAAUUUGGCCUUGAACUUAAGAGGCAAAGUGCCAAAGCAGAGACCUGCACACAGUGCAAAGGAGUCUGCACCAAUGUUUGUGCUGGUUUUCCCACGUGGCCUUCUCACAACGCCAAAACAAGAAUCAAACAUGGGGAUUAUAUAUGGAUGUCACCGGAUUGAUCUAGAUGCAGCUGUGCACAAUACAUGCAUUUGGAUCUGUUCACGUGAUUGCACAUGUAGAUGGACAGAGCUGUGGGCACUUUGAGUGGCUUAAGCUCUGUUUUAUUAGUCACUCAUGCAUGUAUUUGUGAUAUUGUGGGUUGCACAGUAUUACAUGUCUUCAUGCAGGUAGUUGGAACUAAAAUCUUUGAUAUCUGGGUGUUGCAAACUGCCUGUUUUAUUUUAAAAAAUGUAUUUAUGCAACAAAAUGUAUUUUUAAGAGCAGGAGAAUGAAAUACUGUCAUGAACUACAAUGUAAAUUAAAUUCCAAGGAAUAUGUAAAAUAACAGCACAUACUUUGUUCAUUUGCACAAUACAAAUAAUUCUGUGAUAGCAGCAUCAGGGCUACUGACAUAGAGGACAAUCUAACAAUGAAAUCAGUGUCCAUGUUGCACAUUCUCCUUCAUAAAAAUCAACACUUUCAAGAUAUUUUGUUUUUAGAAGCCACUGUGCACUGUUAUUCAGGCUGCAGCAUCGCUGCCCUCUUAGAAAGCUGUGUAGAGAAUGAGAUGCAAGCAGCGUUGUACUGUUGUGUGUCAGUGUCUCAGAUGUUUGUGACCGGAUCUUGUUCUGUUAUUUGUGCAAGCGAUGUGAGGUGGUAAGAUGGGGAUCAGAAAGAGCAGGUAUUGUGUCACUCUAGAGCCUGGGCUGCCCUGAGGACUGAAACAGCCUUAAAGGACACCAUGAUUCUGGUUACAGUAGGUUUUCUCCUGGUCCAGCUCGUAUUUACCCUUUCUUGUCACGAUGUCUGAAUACAUCCCGUAAGUGCACUGACUGACUUGACUAGCACGUGCAGUGCAUGGGCUGAUCAUUCCUUCACAGUAAGCUGCAAGUGACUACAAUUGACUGACUGGUCUUCCUCAUCCCCAACAUCCCUGCUCCUCCCACCAUCCCUGAUCCUCUAAUAUUCCCCUUUCCUGGUGUCUGCACUGUGGGACAGGGUGACAGCUUUGUGCAAGGCAGCUCUUGGCUGAGAGCUCCCUCCCUGCCUAUCAAGUGACCUUGUGCUUUGGGGAUAAUGUGCUCAGGGUAGCCCACCUCGCGUUGGGUGUGUGGGGGUUGUGGGAUACUGCAUGUGGGCACUCUGGAGGCUUGCAUCUCUUGCACUCUCCUUCCCUCUUCUGCUUUAUCUGAGAGAGCUUUCAAGUCAUGACAUGAGAUUAAAUUUGCUCCUGUGUAGAGGACCUGGUCCACAUCUGUGUGCUGUUUGGCCCUCCACUGACAUCAUUAAAAUAGGACUGAGACAACUGAAUCCUCAACAGUACUCAACUUCUGGACUCACUCUGUCAGGGAGAGAAGUUCAUCUCACAUGGUGCAGACAACAGGGUAUUGGGGCCCAUCCAACUCCCUGAACUUCCAAAGGCAGUGGGAAUGUGUGUUAAAGAAGAGAACUUAGAGGACACAGGAAUAUAAUUUGAUUUUCCUGAAAUGAGCCAAUUCAUGCCUCUGGGUUAGGGAAGAAAAAGACUCAGCUGUUCACUAUGAAACAUGGCAGGAAGUGGGUCUGUACUUGUUAAUGAGGGUUCUUUGCUAAAUGUCAGCAUGAAGAGAUGGCUUCUUUGGGGUAGGAUGUGUUUUUUCUUUUCUUUCUGUGCUUUCCUAUGUGUGCUGAAUCUGCACUCAGUGCUGAGAAGCCAUGGAGAGAGGACAUCAUCCAACGUAAAGUGUGGCUAUAUUUCUCGCCACAAAACUUGAUCUGUACUUUCUGGUGAUGGUUGCCAUGUGCUGAGUCAUGCCUUGGUGGUUGGGGACAGUACUGCAUCAUCAGCUGGUGUCUCCCAGCACAUCUGUUUUCUCUGUGCAGAGCCAGCAUGAAUGUCACUGCACCAUUCUCCAAAGAGCCCGGGGGCAGCUUGCCAAGGACUCGGCUAUCAGCUGGGCAUCUGCAAGACAAGAAGGCGGAAGGCUCUAAGCACAACUAAAUGAUGAUGCCUUCCCAUGGACAGCAUAUGACAAACACGUGAAGCUGCGCUGUGUCUCCUCAACAGCUUUUGAAGUCUACCACCCAGGAAUCGGUGCUCCACCUCUUUCACAGAAGCGUAACUUCAGCCAGCAAGGGAGUGGCCAUUCUGAGGACAAGCUGGGGUUCUCUGAGCCUCCAGUGAGUUGCAUGGUUGCACUGCUUCCAGCUUCACUCAUGCAAACCAGGUUGUGCCAGUUCUUCCCCACUGCUCUCUGGCUGAUGUCCUGUGAAGCUCUGCUGACAUUGUUCCCCAGCACCUUGACUCUUCCUGAAAGCAGCAGAGAGGCAUUUACAAACGGUAUAAAGCCCCACAGCCUAGACACACCUGUGAGCUUAUUGGAAAGUUUGACACUAUCCACUCACUGGAACAUAUUUGAAGCAGUGGUGAUGUCUAAAGCUUUAAUACCUAUUCUGAUGGGGGGGAAGAUCGGUUUGGUAUAAAAUUUUCUCAUUACGUGAACUGAUGGAUCUGUCUUAAGCAAUUAAUUUAUUCCCUCUGUUUUCUCACUGAAUUGGUUAAUGUUAGUUGGUAAUGCAGACAAAAUUCUUUUUAUUUUAUUCUACAAAUGCCACUAAAUGAGUUGUUAUCUCUGUGUUGGAAAUGGACUUACUGUUUCAAAGGGAUUGGGAUGCUUUUGGCUCAUCUUUUAUUCUUUGUGCUCAGCAUUCACUACACAGUAGUUACUAGUAUCUGAAAAAACCCAUAUACCUUUUCAGAUUUCAAUUUGAUCUUUUGUAAUUAAUAGAGGCUUCUUUCACAGUAUUUAAGAUACUGGUGAGGUAGGUGCUAUCUUUGAAAUUCAGUGGGACAAAGUUUCAGUGGGAAUAAGAAGAGGUGUUUAGCUCUUUUAAACAAUGCUUUGGACAUCCAUGUACGAGUUCUUUUUCAUUAGUACUGUUUUAUACAGUCCAUAAGUGUCAAGAAAAUAACAAAACAGCCAAAUGAAGGGAAAAACAUCAAGAAAAUGCAAAAUGUUCAGAACAAAAAUAUUGUAUUAUUCCUACACUAGAAAACAAAACUCUUAAAAUUAAUUUUACAGAUACUAUCUUUGCCACUUCAGCUGCCUUUUUUUUUUUUUUUGUGAACAAAGACAGCUUUCUGACAUUCCUCAUGCCUAGAAUUUGAUCUGCUCCCUGAAGGCUGUAAUCUUGUUGAGAUGGCCCUCCUUACCAUUAGAGCAUGUUCUCAGCUGGCCUGCAUCUUGUGUAGCCCUAAGUAGUCCCUGGUCUGCCCUGCAUUGCUCCUGCCAGAAUUCCUCAUUCUCUUCUAUUAUCAUACAUUUAAUACACUUACUCUGUGUAAAUUUCCAGCCUGAAAACAAGCCAAUGCAGGAGACACUGCCUUGGUAUCCCCUGUGGUGGAUAUAGCAGGCAAGGCAAUAGUAAAUAGCUUUGAACUGAUUUUGGUAGGGAGACAAGUAUCCUAGUGACUCUGAGACUGAAGGUGCACUGAAUGAUGACUGCAGUGUAAAUUGCUUUGUGGAGACCUUUGUUUUUAACCUGGAGCUUAUGGUUCAGAUCUUGCAAGCUUUGCCUUCUUCAGGAGCUUUCUCUGUGAGAAACUUGAAAGACGGGGUUGCUCUGCCCAAGGCUGGGUGCAUGGACAGGAAGUGCAGGUGCAGAAGUAUCCAGAGCAUUCAGAAUGUGCAGACAAAAAUAUCUUAAAGGAAUCUGAAAGCUGUGAGGGGAGGAAGUGGUGAGAACCUGAUUUUGCACCUAUUUAUGGCAAGCUGGGUGGUGUUGCUGCCAGAGAGAAUUUGGUGCCAGUUCUGCAGAGAGCUGUGGGAAAUGCAUCCCGUGCCCUCUGCUCCCACCCAGCUCAGGCUAUUAUUGCACUUCCCUCCAGGCAUAGGACUAGCCCCAUUGAAACAGAAGCUUUCCUGAGGUAGGCAGGAAAGGACAUCCCUCAGACACUGUUGUGUUGUCAGUGCUUGCUUUUGUCCAUGUGACCCAUGUGUCUCAGGGUUGUCUUGAGACCUGUCAGGGUAGACCAAAUAUUCCAGACUUGAAGAAAAAGAAGUGGCAGAAUAUCCAAGUGCAACAAAGUGGAAAGGCAGUGGGAAAGCCUGGUAAACACAAUGGAAGUUUUUGUCUUUUUUAUUAAAGAAGGCAGGCAUAAUCCUUAUCCUUUAAUAUCCUACUUUGUUUUACACUGGCAUUAGAAAAUAAUUUCCAUUUUUUUUAAUUGUCUUCAGGGUUUAACUCUGACUUCGAAAAGCAUUUUUACUAUGACAGCCCUUGGUCUCAUGGUGAGCAGUGCUAGGAGAAACAGCUAAAGCAAGGCUUUUAUCUUUCCCUGCAUGCAAUGUUUAAUCUUUCUAAUCUAUGAACAUGAAUGUAUUUCCUGCCAUUUUGUAAAUUGACAAGAUUAGCACUGUUUCUUUCAAAAUAGCAGUUGAAAAACAUAUUUUGCUUCAACAUAACCAAAUUUCCACCUAACAAUGUGAAUUUUCCAUAGUGACCAGUCCAUUCUUAGAGUUAAACCUCUAAGGCUAAUGCUCACUCACUGACUUUACAACUUUUUUUUUUUAAGAAUAGAUUGUAAGAAAGUAGGUUUUUGUUAAAUCUUUUGUUUUGUUAAAAAAAUUUCACUGUCUUGCCUAAUAAUAAUAAUAAUAAUAAUAAUAACAAUAAUAAUAAUAAUUCUAUGCAUUGUGUGAUUCAGUGAUGUUGUUGUUGAAAUGUUGCAUGUUUUCUCAAUGUUCUGACAUUUGUGUAUUUAUGUGAUACUUGUAAAAGUCCUAACCAUUGCUGCUAUAACUACCACCAUUUUAGGUAAGUGAAAACUGUACUAUGAAACUGUGCCAGUUAGCAGAAUUUUUGUGUGUCAUGCUAAAACUCUGCAUUCUGCUGAUCAUUUCUUGUUUUAUGACAGUAUUUAGUGCCUUCUGUAGAAGGAAUCAAUAUGUUGUGGUAGAUGGGAGAUGCCAAACUUCUAAUAUCUUUUUCUGCACAGAUGAUCACUUACCAGCUUGAAGUUUAAAAAAAAAAAAAGAAAAAAGAAGAAAAAAUAGUAUUUAAUUCUCCAUCUUUCUUUAAAGUAUAUUCUUAAUGAUUCUUACUUGGAGAAAAAGAAAGCUUUAAUAGAGCUGAAAAGAAGCCAUCUUCUUCUGUUACACCUCCUGCAGCAGCAGUCCGAUAGCUGGAGGGAAUGCAUAGUAUCCAAAUGUUUCUGUUGGUGAUGGAUCCAGUGAAUAGCCAAGCCUCUUCAAGUCAUUGCAGAGCAUGCUAAAAUUCCAUUUAAUGACAGCAGUCCUCUGUUCUUGCAGCAUGAGCUGACAAGAGUUAGCCUGGUCGGGUGGUGGAUUCCAGUUUGUUCUGCUUCUGCUGAAGCCACACAUUCCUGCCAAAUGAGACUUGGAUGAAAAUCAAGCCCAAGAUUUUUAGUCUUUUUCUUUCUAAGAACAUGGCAGAAAAGCCCUGUCUAUCAAAAUUCUGACAUUGCAUUUUCAGUUCUCCUUCUACCCUCUGCCUAGAAUCUAGCAGUAUAGCAAAUAUACACACUCAUAUGCAUUCAUUUUGAUAAGAUUUUGACAGGCUGAAAUUGUAUCCUACUGAACAUACAAUAGAAACAGUCAGGAGGGAAAUGUGAGCUAUUCAGUUCUCUGGUGCAUUUCCCAGCCUGGUUUCCCAGCAUGGUUCACUGUACCUAGGCUGGUCUUUAAAACAGUGUUUUGUAUGGAAAAAAGGAAAGACUGACCAUCAAUUUUCUGUCUCUACUGAGAGAUUAAAGUCCAUUAGAUGUCUUGAAAAAAUGUUUCAAAUCAAAAAUAACAGGUUAUCAGAAAAACUGCAUGUUUGGGAAAAUAAGAGUACAUUGAAUUCAUCCUCAGCAGUAUUGCUCUAAAGUCAUCUCUGUCUUCAAGCAGGAAAAAUUACCGCCCUUGUGAUGUCAAAAACUUCCCCAAAAAAACCCAAACAACCAAACAAAUGUAUGCCAAAAUUUUCAGUGUAGUUGUUCCUUUUUGUGAUACCAAGGACAUUUGCAAAAAGCAAUAUUGAAGCAUACAGAACACGUUGAAAAUCAUCCUGUGUAGUAGGUUGCAAGUCAGUACCCCACAAACUGAUGAAUUUGAAAACCCCAGCUGAAGAUUAAAACUUUCCACAAGGGAUUAGAAACCUUUUCCAGUGCCUCAGUUCCCGUCUGUUGAAGGGAAUUGAGCUCUUUUCAGAAAUGUUAGGUCCUUUUAUUGUCCUUUAAAAACCGGAAGCUUCUUCAAGCUCAUUUUACUAGACCAGAGCCAGCUGAGACCAGUUACAAUGUGGUUCUCCAUUGUUAUGGUUGUCUAGUAGCUAUUUACAUGUGAACACAUGCUACUAGUAUGAGUGAAGAGUUUUGACUCCACAGAACUCCUGCCUAUGUGACCCUAAUAUUAAAUAUUCAAGCCAUGGUCUUAUAUCCUGCAUUUCUUCUAUUUAUAGCUAGACCUGAGUCUCCAUGGUCCCACCAAUUGCACUAAUUGUCUUACCAAUUGAUCUUCCUAACUUCUAUGAAAAGAGUCUAUUAAAAAAGUCAGAUUCCAGCAGCAUAGCAGCUGUUCUUUCCCCAUCUUCUAUUCCAUUUGAAGCUAGGUAUAUCUGCAUUAUCUUCAGCUUAGAUUUGAGCCAGAAAAGCCAUCAAUGUCCUUUAUUCCUACUUUGCACCCUGGACAUGCCAUUAUGGUUCUGCAGGUGCAGGCCUGGCAAUAGAAUUUAGCCUCCGUCCUGUAGCAUGUCGGAGUCUCUAGUUGCAUUUGUUUGCUUUUCACCACAGUGCAUCAGUUUCAAGACACAAACUGGGUGAUACUAAUGGUGUGUUGCUUUAGAUACCACCUUCUAAUCACAGUGAUUCCUUCCAUGUACAUAGCGUCCAUAUUAUCAGUCCUGUAUUUCCUCUUGUGUGCAUUUUUGUCUAAAGUGCAUUAUAUUGCAGGAUCAGCUUUUUUUUUCUCUCUUUUUUUUUUUUUUGUUAAAUAGCUUAUCCUGUGCUGCUGAAAGGAUCCAGGAAAGAAUUAUCCAUCCAAACCCCAGUGGAAUUUGGGGACUUAGCUUUUUUUAGACCCCUUUGGAAGCCCCAGCUGUAAUCAGCUAUUUAAAGCGGAGAUUUUAGCAUGAGGAGUGCUACUUAUCUUCCACUCCAAAUGCAGUUUUCUGUACACAGGGCACCUUCUUACACAGAUCUCUUGCUCCUGCAUUUGAGAGAUUAUAUAUACAGCAGAUUAUAUAUACUUGUCUAUUAAGGAGAAGUAAUAUUUUUAUGCAUUUUAAUGCAUUAAGCUCUGCAAAUGUAGAAUAUCUUGGGGGAAGGGAGACAUUACUGGAUCAUAUUCUGAAAACGUGAGUAAUAUUGUUAUCUAGUCCAUUUUAAGAGUUACCUGUUCAACCCCAAUGUCCUCAAAUUACCCUAUUUCUGUACUUGCACAGCAACAGGAGAAAAACAAGCAAAAAGGAUUUGCUGCUGUAAAUGAAGGAAGAUCAUAAUCUGCUUAGAACCUCAGAUCCCCAACAGGUUUGCAGGCUGGUAAUUUUUCUACUCAUCAGCUGGAUAAGUUUUGAUGCAUAUAAAUGUCAUAUUGCCAUAUCUGCAGUGUAUUUUUAUGAAGCAAACUUCAUACAGGGUAAGGUCCUUCACAGGUGAAGACCAAUAUGGUCAACAAAGUUGUCUGUCACUUGUGUUAGUUGAGAACAGGUUUUUUUGUUGUGAUGUAUUUUUCUUCUUCAAGACACUCCACUGUUCUUUAAUGGGGAUAGAAUAAACAAACGUGUUGUACUGUCGUCUGCCACGUUGUCUCCUUGAAGAUGUUCUUUUAGUGUUUGAGUACAGAAGUGCCCUCAAUUAAAAUAAAGUAAAACCAAGAGGUCUUUUCUUUUUUAAAUAGUGUUUAUGAGUUUCCUCUCUUGCUUAGGUGUCAGAUAAUUAGGCUUUUGAAAAGAAUGUUUGUUCUUAUUGGAGUGUGACAUUCACUGUUACUGAUCUGUAAAUUCCAGAGAUGUUCUGAUCUUCAUUGCACUUCACCUCCAUUUUUAUUCCCUUAUGAUAAUCUUUAACAAGUCUGGUUCUGCUGCAUUAGAGAUUGGUUUCAGUGUCUGUACAAUGUUUGCUACUAUUGUAGUGUGACUUGUUAUUUUCAAUUUUUAAAAUUUGUAUUGGUACAGCCUUAACUUACAGAAUUAAAGACCAUUUAAAAAUUAAUCAAAAUAGUCAUUGAUGUCUGUGAUAACUGCAUGCUUUAUUCACAGUAUUUUGUCUGUAAUUAUGUGUAGCAACCAAGUCCCAUGUAUUUAAUAAAUUGUUUUCUGAAAA
This is a messenger RNA of Pseudopipra pipra, 16217 nucleotides long. RefSeq names its product KIAA1958 ortholog. NCBI's taxonomy places the organism in Eukaryota, Metazoa, Chordata, Aves, Passeriformes, Pipridae. Bases 421 to 2622 code for a protein of 733 amino acids. The record is from RefSeq and is a predicted model, not a curated record. The transcript has 3 exons.